AAAAAAAAUAAUAAUAUAGUGUUACACAUGUCAUUUGAUUUCAAUUAACUCCAUUUUAAUUAACAAUCAUUAUUAAUAAAUCUUGCGAUUAUCAUAAAAUCGUGCAUCGCACGUGAUCAAAACUAGUUUGAUAUAUUUCCAACCCAAAUGCCAAGGAGGUAAAGGGAAAAAAAUAACAAAGAUAAAAAAAAAAAUUGAAAAAAAAAGGUGGAAAAUGAAGGAAAGAAAAAAAAAAACUCUAAAACCCUAAAACAUUUGUCUCCUCUCACACUCUUCCCCAAUUUCCCCCCAUCACUCACUUCCUUCCCUUCCAGGAUAAUAAUUCCUAUAAAAGCCCGUUAUUUUUGUUUUUUCUCACUCCACUUUCUUCACUCUCAAAUUUUGCAUCAAAUCAAAGAAAAAAAAAAUGGCAACUCUUGGAUUUACAAAUGCCAAUAAACUAAUAUACUCCCAUCCCAUUUCAACCCAAUUUUCUCAUACCAAAAAAAGUUUCAAUUUUAAAUCCAAAACUUUUUUCUUUCCCAAAAAUUUAAGAACAAGAAGAAAUAAUGGGCGAAAUUAUGCAGGUUUUUCUACUUCUUGUUCAUUUACUCCAAUGGAAACUGCUAAGAUUAAGGUUGUGGGUGUUGGUGGGGGUGGCAAUAAUGCUGUUAAUCGCAUGAUUGGUAGUGGUUUGCAGGGUGUUGAUUUCUAUGCCAUAAACACAGAUGCUCAGGCGUUAUUGCAAUCCGCUGCUGAGCACCCAAUUCAAAUUGGAGAGCUUUUGACCCGUGGAUUAGGUACUGGUGGGAAUCCAUCACUUGGGGAACAGGCUGCUCAAGAAUCAAAAGAAGCUAUUGCAACUGCACUUGCAGGAUCAGACCUAGUGUUUGUAACAGCAGGAAUGGGUGGGGGUACUGGAUCAGGUGCUGCCCCAGUCAUCGCCCAAAUAGCCAAGGAUGCAGGUUAUCUCACUGUGGGUGUGGUCACUUAUCCUUUCAGCUUUGAGGGUCGCAAAAGGUCACUGCAGGCACUGGAAGCUAUUGAAAAGCUGCAAAAUAAUGUUGAUACCCUCAUUGUGAUACCAAAUGACCGUCUCUUGGACAUUGCCGAUGAACAAACUCCUCUUCAGGAUGCUUUUCAGCUGGCUGAUGAUGUUCUUCGCCAGGGUGUUCAAGGAAUUUCAGACAUAAUUACGAUUCCAGGACUUGUAAACGUGGACUUUGCUGACGUCAAGGCAGUCAUGAAGGAUUCUGGAACGGCAAUGCUUGGGGUGGGUGUUUCCUCUAGUAAAAACCGUGCUGAAGAAGCAGCUGAGCAAGCAACUUUGGCACCUCUUAUUGGGUCAUCCAUACAAUCUGCUACUGGUGUUGUAUACAAUAUAACCGGAGGAAAGGAUAUAACAUUACAGGAAGUUAACAGAGUAUCACAGGUAGUUACAAGUUUAGCAGAUCCAUCAGCUAACAUAAUAUUUGGGGCUGUUGUGGAUGAUCGCUACAAUGGAGAGAUUCAUGUGACCAUCAUUGCCACAGGCUUCUCCCAGUCAUUUCAAAAGACACUAUUAACAGAUCCCAAAGCUUCAAGGCUUUUUGAUAAAGUAACCCAGGAAAGCAAAGGAUCUACUGGUAUUCCCAACUCAUCCCCACUCUCUCCAAACUCCGUACCACCACGACAACCUCCAAGAAAAUUGUUCUUCUAGAGUCUGAAACAUAACUCCUUUAGCCAUGCCAUUGUUUGAUCUCUUGUCAUGGGUUUGUAAUGAUCUUGGAAAAAAAAAAUGAAUGUUAUAUCUUGCUUAUCCCUACCUCGUAUCUUCCUUCACGUCUUUUUUUUUUUGUUUAACUAGGAUUGCUUGAUUCUCUGAUGUGUCCUACAUACGUACAUGCUUCAGUAUGAAACAUGCUAAUGUAAAUCUUUUCAAUUCUAUGGCUGAAAGCCUGAAUGUAUGGAUGGUAAACUCUAGUAGAUCUCAAAUUUGACCUGAUUCAAUUUUUUUUUGUUACGAUCUUUA
Messenger RNA from Chenopodium quinoa (quinoa), 1990 nucleotides. RefSeq names its product cell division protein FtsZ homolog 1, chloroplastic-like. The record is from RefSeq and is a predicted model, not a curated record. Gene Ontology annotation, biological process: chloroplast fission; microtubule-based process; cell division. Gene Ontology annotation, cellular component: chloroplast; cytoplasm; cell division site. The transcript has 6 exons. The coding region runs from base 407 to 1678 and encodes 423 amino acids. Gene Ontology annotation, molecular function: GTPase activity; GTP binding. NCBI's taxonomy places the organism in Eukaryota, Viridiplantae, Streptophyta, Magnoliopsida, Caryophyllales, Amaranthaceae.